Messenger RNA from Gopherus evgoodei (Goodes thornscrub tortoise), 855 nucleotides. RefSeq names its product C-type lectin lectoxin-Enh2-like. The transcript has 5 exons. The record is from RefSeq and is a predicted model, not a curated record. Lineage: Eukaryota; Metazoa; Chordata; Testudines; Testudinidae.
UCAGUGUCCCAUGCAGGCUGCACUUCAUCCGACCUUGCUCCGAAGCAGCUACGCAGAGAGACAAUCAGGAGAAGAGAGAAGAUGGGGCCAGUGGCCUACUUCAGCCUCUUCCUCCUCGGAUGCCUGGUCUUUAACCCCUCGCUGGAAGGAAUAGGGGCCACGUCCUGUCCCCCUGAAUGGCUCCUCUACCAAGGCCACUGCUAUGCGUUCUUCCCCGAAAAGGUGUCCUGGUCAGAGGCUGAGGUGUUUUUAUGGUGCCUUGUCACCAAGGUCUCUUCUUCCCGGGACCCCAUGACCUUUCUCCCGUCUCUGCAGAACAGACGCUGGAAGUGGACAGAUGGCUCCCUGUAUCGCUUCAGUAGCUGGAAUGCUGGAGAACCAUAUAACCUGAACGACAAUGAGGACUGCAUUGAGCUGGUGAAAAACACAGGUUUUAAGAAUUGGAACGAUCAAGUCUGUAACACGAAGAAUGGCUAUGUUUGCAAGUAUGGACUGUAGCGAGGGGAGUCACUCGCCUGCACCUGAAGGGGGACCUCAGCACCUGGGAUGCAAAAGAACUGGGCUCCUUGGGCAUAAUCAGGCAAUGUCCCAGGCUUUCCGAUGCCUUUGCUGCAUGGAGGGCCUAUCCCCUCCCUCCCUGAGAGACCAGCUCUCACUUCCCUAGGUGUCUCUGUUCUAGUGACACACCUGCCCCUUUCCUCUCUUCCCCUCAGUGCCUGCAGCCCACGACAAGAAUAAACUCUCCUGAGCAUGCAGUUGUGUGUGUGUCUCCUCUGUCCCAUUCCUGGCCCCACGUAGACACGUCCAUCCAGCCCCUCGGACUGUGUCCUGACCCCCCCAGAUCCCAGUGGAGCA